Molecule: messenger RNA, 1272 nt
Organism: Dioscorea cayenensis subsp. rotundata (Guinea yam)
Lineage: Eukaryota; Viridiplantae; Streptophyta; Magnoliopsida; Dioscoreales; Dioscoreaceae
Exons: 11
Coding region: 50-1027 (325 amino acids)
Biological process (GO): proteolysis
Molecular function (GO): ATP binding; metalloendopeptidase activity; ATP-dependent peptidase activity
Source: RefSeq, a predicted model, not a curated record
ACGUUAUCUUCUCUCAUUCUCUCAUUUCCAGCUCGGGAGAGACGCAGAGAUGGUGCUCUCGAUCGCCGCCGUCCUUGUGCCGCUCUUCGGGAACCCUAGCCUUUCCCCACUUGAAUGCCAUCUAAAGAGCUCCGAGAUCCAGAGAAAAUGGAGGAUCGGGGCAUCGUCUGCCGUUCCGGGACUCGAUCUGGCGUCGCUUGAAACCGCAAUCGCGAAGAAAGAUAGUGAUGCUGUUAAAGAGACACUUGAUCAGCUGAGCCAGGUUGGGUGGGCUAAGAAAUGGAGUUCCCAGCCAUAUGUAUCACGCCGUACGACAUCACUAAGGGAGCUGACUACUAUUGGAAUAAAAAAUGCAGAAAAUCUUGCAAUUCCAAGUGUUAGAAAUGAUGCAGCUUUUCUUUUCACUGUUGUGGGGACCACUAGCUUUGUUGCUGUGCUUGCUGGUCAGCUUCCAGGGGAUUGGGGAUUCUUUGUGCCAUAUUUAAUUGGAAGUAUCUCUUUGAUAGUCUUGGCCGUGGGGAGCAUAUCUCCUGGUCUUCUUCAAGCAGCAAUUGGUGGUUUUUCUUCAAUUUUCCCUGAUUAUCAAGAGAGGAUUGCCAGGCAUGAAGCAGCUCACUUCUUAGUUGCUUACUUGAUUGGAUUGCCUAUCUUGGGAUAUUCACUUGACAUUGGAAAAGAACAUGUCAAUUUGAUUGAUGAGGGGUUACAAAAGAUGAUAUAUGGCGGCCAGCUUGACAAUAAGGAGCUGGACAGGUUGGCUGUGGUGUCAAUGGCUGGACUCGCUGCAGAAGGCCUGAAAUACGAUAAAGUUGUCGGUCAAUCAGCUGAUCUCUUCACCCUUCAGAGAUUUAUCAACAGGAGCAAGCCACAGAUCAGCAAAGAGCAACAACAAAACCUAACCAGAUGGGCUGUUUUGUUUGCUGCAUCACUCCUGAAGAACAACACCGUAACUCAUGAAGCUCUCAUGUCAGCAAUGUCCAAGAAGGCCAGUGUUCUUGACUGCAUCAAAGCAAUUGAAAAUUCAUAGUUGUGGGAGAUUAAGGCAAGAAGAGAGAGGAAAGAGAAAAGAUGGCCGGCAGAAGUGAAGAGAUGGGAGAAGGCUCCACGACACAUCCCUGUCUUUUUAUCCAAAGCUUCAUUAAAUCCUUCCUUCAUUGCCUUGGCUUAGACAUGACAAGCAAUCACGCUGUACUUUUUUGCUUUCUGUUUUUCUACAUGCAUGUGUUUACUUUAUCUAAUUAAUUUUAUACUGAUUAAUGUCUUAUUGUUUUA